Molecule: messenger RNA, 297 nt
Organism: Helobdella robusta
Lineage: Eukaryota; Metazoa; Annelida; Clitellata; Rhynchobdellida; Glossiphoniidae
Exons: 3
Coding region: 1-297 (98 amino acids)
Molecular function (GO): protein binding
Source: RefSeq, a predicted model, not a curated record
AUGUCGUUAUUGGAUGAAGAUAGCGACGAACCUUACCAACCUACUGAAGAAGAAAUCUUAGAGUAUGCAAAGUUCAUUGGCAUCAACCCAGAUAGCGAGCCAGAGUUGUUGUACAUUGCAAGGGAGGGUAUCAUUGCCCCUUUACCCCAACAUUGGGAGCCCUGCCAGGAUGACAAGGGAGCCAUAUAUUACUUCAACUUUCAAACGGGGCAGAGCAUCUGGGACCAUCCUUGUGAUGAACAAUUUAAGAAGAUCGUGAUCAGGGAGAGGAAAAAAUUACUUCAAAGUAUUUCUUGA